Molecule: messenger RNA, 1237 nt
Organism: Onychostoma macrolepis
Lineage: Eukaryota; Metazoa; Chordata; Actinopteri; Cypriniformes; Cyprinidae
Product: polymeric immunoglobulin receptor-like
Exons: 3
Coding region: 254-1237 (327 amino acids)
Source: RefSeq, a predicted model, not a curated record
AGAAUGGAGAUGUUUCUUUAUAUGACGACACCAGAGCAGGAGUCUUGAUGGUGUUUUUUAGAGAGCUGAAAGCUGCAGAUGCAGGAACAUACAGGUGUGGAGUGAUAGUAUCUGACUAUACUGAGAGCUUCACUCAACUUCAGCUGAGCGUCAAACACGGUGAGGAACAGAUAAUACUGAAUCUUUUUUUUUAAAAAGUAUUUUUUCUCAUCUUUAUGUUAACUUGCCUUGUUUUGUAGAUGCAAAAUAUCCAAUGGGUGUGACUAAAACUGCUUAUCUUUGUGAAGAAGUCAGCAUCAGCUGUCAGAUCUCAGAGGAACAUAAAGUUCAUUUCUGCAAAGAGGAUGAUAAUCACAUCUGUCAGAACAUCAGCUCAUCUAAAGUGACACAAAUGAGUGGUUCAUCUGAGAGAAAUGAAGAGAGAGUUUUUACAGUGAGCAUCAGUAAUGUGAGCGUGAGAGAUGCUGGAGUUUACUGGUGUGGAGCAGAAACCAGAGACACAUAUUUGACUUUCAUCUCCCUGACCACGAAAAUUCAGCUCAACCUCAUCAUGGCUCCAGUAGUGAGACGUGAAGGAGAAUCUGCUGAGAUCAUCUGUCCUUAUGAUUCAAUCUAUAAAUCAAACACAAAGUCUCUCUGUAAGGGGAAGUGCUCCACUAGAGACAGCAAUCCUCUCAGUGAGACUGUGAGAGAAGAGAAAGAUACCAAGACUGACAGACUGACUCUGAAAGAUAACGUCACUGCAAGUGUCUUCACUGGGACCAUCACUGGACUGACAGCAGAGGAUGCUGGGAAAUACUGGUGUGCAGUGACAUUAGAAACAGAUCUCAAUUAUCUUUACACUCAUCUGAUGGUCAUCAUGAACGAGGAGCUGAACUUGACUAAGUAUGAAGGAGACGACGUGUCAAUCCAGUGCAAACAUCAUGAUGAAGAUCAGAAAAGCUUCUGCAAAGCACAUGAAGCCUCCAUGUGUGUGAAGGAUGGAGUUUCAUUGGAGACGAUCAGAGAUGAUCGAUUCUCUUUCAGUGAUGAAGCAUCUACUGGAGUCUUUACUGUGAACAUCACUGAUCUGAGAGAAGAGGAUUCUGGGAUAUACUGGUGUGGAGCUCACGUCAUGUCCAAAGUGCAUUUAAACAUCAGCAAAGAUAAGGACAGCAGUAAGAUAACUUUAUUUUAUUUUUUAUUGUCAAAUAUGAACACUUACAGAUCUUCCAGUGUGACAUUGACGUUGUUCUAA